Messenger RNA from Erigeron canadensis, 1664 nucleotides. Its product is annotated as tubulin alpha-5 chain-like. Gene Ontology annotation, cellular component: cytoplasm; microtubule. The transcript has 4 exons. Gene Ontology annotation, biological process: mitotic cell cycle; microtubule cytoskeleton organization. NCBI's taxonomy places the organism in Eukaryota, Viridiplantae, Streptophyta, Magnoliopsida, Asterales, Asteraceae. The record is from RefSeq and is a predicted model, not a curated record. The coding region runs from base 86 to 1432 and encodes 448 amino acids. Gene Ontology annotation, molecular function: GTP binding; structural constituent of cytoskeleton.
CCUUCUUCAUUUAAUCAUUUCUUCUUCAUACGUCCUUCCACGAACACACCUUUAGUAAAUAGUUUUUUAGAUCGCACAAUCGAAGAUGAGAGAAAUCGUAAGCAUUCAUAUUGGCCAAGCCGGAAUCCAAGUCGGGAAUUCCUGUUGGGAACUUUACUGCCUCGAACAUGGAAUUCAACCCGAUGGCUUCAUGUCUAGUGGUGAUUCACAAGGUUCGGGUGACGACUCAUUCAAUACGUUCUUUAGCGAUACGAGUUCUGGAAAGAAUGUGCCAAGGGCGGUUUUUGUUGAUCUCGAACCAACUGUCAUUGAUGAGGUUCGAACCGGUGCCUAUAGACAACUCUUCCACCCCGAACAACUCAUUUCCGGAAAGGAAGAUGCUGCCAAUAACUUUGCAAGAGGACAUUACACCGUGGGGAAAGAAAUUGUUGAUAUGUGUCUUGACCGAGUCCGAAAGUUAGCAGACAAUUGCACUGGUUUGCAAGGCUUUAUGGUCUUUAACGCGGUUGGUGGUGGCACUGGCUCAGGUUUAGGUUCUUUGAUACUAGAACGCCUUUCUGUAGAAUACGGAAAGAAACCAAAACUUGGGUUUUCUAUCUUUCCAUCUCCACAGAUUUCUACUGCAGUUGUGGAGCCUUAUAAUAGUGUUUUAUCAACUCACUCACUUCUUGAACACACGGAUGUGGUGGCGUUACUUGACAAUGAAGCAAUAUAUGAUAUAUGUAGGCGGGCAUUGGACAUAGAUAGGCCAACUUACACAAACUUGAACCGUUUGAUAUCUCAGAUAAUAUCAUCUUUGACGACUUCAUUGAGGUUUGAUGGAGCAAUCAAUGUUGAUAUUACUGAGUUCCAAACGAAUUUAGUUCCUUACCCUCGGAUUCAUUUCAUGCUUUCAUCGUAUGCACCUGUGAUAUCAUCGGUUAGAGCUCAUCAUGAGCAGAACUCGGUGUCUGAGAUCACGACUGCUGUGUUUGAGCCAUCAAACAUGAUGGCUAAAUGUGACCCGAGACAUGGAAAGUAUAUGGCUUGUUGUUUGAUGUAUCGUGGUGAUGUUGUUCCAAAGGAUGUUAACACUGCUGUUGGUUCUAUCAAGACUAAACGAACAGUUCAGUUUGUUGACUGGUGUCCUACGGGUUUCAAGUGUGGAAUUAACUACCAGCCUCCAACGGUGGUCCCUGGCGGUGAUCUAGCAAAAACAAGGCGUGCAGUAUGCAUGAUAAGCAACAACACAGCAGUGUCCGAGGUUUUCAACAGGAUUGACCAUAAGUUUGAUCUGAUGUAUGCAAAACGAGCAUUUGUACAUUGGUAUGUUGGUGAGGGAAUGGAAGAAGGGGAGUUCUCAGAAGCCAGGGAGGAUCUUGCUGCACUCGAGAAAGACUAUGAGGAGGUUGGGCAAGAUGCUGAGGAGGAAGAGGAGCAAGAAGAGGAGUAGAGUAUCAGGUCUCUCUCACUAUAGUCUCAGCAUUUAUGUUUAAAACUGCGAACCUUUAGUCUUUAGUCACUGUAUUUUUGUAGUAAUACAUCCUCUUUAAGAAAGCUAUUUGCUAACUAUUUGUUUAUCUGAUCAAACUCAUAUGGAGGAUGAAGAACUUUGAAAUGUUUAAUCGUUUUGAGGUACAAUUUAUAUUAAUAUAAUCCUAUUGUUUCAAAUUGUCGUUGCCAAA